UGUAAUUAUGCAUAUAAACAAGAUGGAAAAUUCGCGUUGUCCAUUUCAGCUAUUUUCCAACUCUUUUUUCUUUCGUUUCUUUUAUCCUGACUUUAUCUUCUUUAAUAUCAAAUAGAUAAUGUAUUUGACACGUGAAGGGUUGCCUGAAGGAUGGGUUGCACAAUGGGAUUCUCAGUACAAGUGCUAUUUCUACGUGAAUGAAAGGUCCCCAAAUCCUACACCUCAAUGGGAAAGUCCCGUUCCAGGACUGAACCUUCCUCCUCCUUCUUCCGCUUCUACUUCUGCUCCUGCUCCAAAUGAAACCGCCGGUGGGGAGCGUGGAAUAUUUGACAAACUUCGACCAAGUCACCACAGUCAGCAAUCAAAUAUUCAAACUAAUAAUCAGCACACCUCUUCUGGGAUGUUUUCAAAUCCUCUGGUUGACAAGGUGGGCGGUUUCCUCGCGGGUGGUUUGGCUGCUCAGGCAAUAGAAAGUGUUAUAAAACACCAUCAUCAUAAAGACCACCACCCUCAACAAAGUGCGUAUCCUACCACCGUUGGUGCUGGUGCUGGAAGUGAAGCAAAUGCUUUCUCCGGUAUGGAACGACCCACUAACACAUUCUAUGAGAGACCAGCUACCAACUUUGAAGGGCCUACUGGUUAUGAGGGAGGAUUUGAAGGUGAGGGUCGUCAUGAACGUCACGAACAUCAUAAACAUCAUAAGCACGAAUAUGAAAACUAUAAUAAUCCCGAAAAUUUGGGGGGAUUUGGAAAUUUCAAUGGAAACGAAGGCCCAAAUAAUUUUCAAGAAGAAUUCAAUGGUCGUGGACACCAUAAACAUCACGGUGAGUUUGGCGCUUCUGAAGGUUUGGGUGGGUAUGAUCGACCUGAUAGAUUCAAUAACUUCGGAACCGAUGCGGGACGUUUCGAUGGUCCUGGAAGAUUCAACGAUAAUGAAAACGAAAUGAGACGAUAUGGCGAUUCUGGGAACUUUAAUGGUUAUGGAAACGACAUAAACCGUUUCGAUGGUCGCGGUCGGUUCAACCGUUACGGAAAUGAUAUGGAGCACCCCGUCGGAUUCUCUGGCUAUGGAAAUGGUAUGGAAAAUCCAGAUGGCUUUGAUGGUUAUGGAAAUGAUAUGGGACGUUUCGAAGGUGCCGGUAGGUUCAAUCAGUAUGCUAAUGAUAUGGAACGUCCUAGCGGCUUUAAUGGCUACGGAAGCGAUAUGGGACGUUUUGAAGGUGCAGGUGAAUUCGGAGGAGGUCGUCAAUACGACUGGUGAGCUUUUUCGAACACUACUUCAUGUAUUCCUCGUCUUUAGAGCAAAGGCAGAUCUAAAUUAUACCCCGCAGAAUUCAAAUCAUGGAAGAGUAUUUUCAUGUUUUAUGGAAGUCAGUAUUUUUAUUGUCGAAUAAGGCAAAUUGGCGUCAGUGCUUGUAGAAUCCUUUUCAUGAAAGACACAGAUUAAUACUUUCGGGAAAUCUCAUCAGAUCAUGGUAUGACUCUGGCUGAGCUUCAUAAUGGUCGAUUGAGGUUAUGACUAAACUCUUUUUGAGAUUUUUCUGCUCAAUGAUGUUUUGGUUUCGGUCCCGUCUGUGAUCACGUAUUGUGUUUUCUUUUGGUGGAUUAAGCGACACCGACUCAUACAAAUCGUACAUACUGUAACAGUAAUCUUUCAAAAGAUUACUCACACUCAUAUUUUAACUGCGUUACAUUUGCAUUUAGAAAUAGUUCUUUCAGUGAAUACUUUAU
Molecule: messenger RNA, 1731 nt
Organism: Schizosaccharomyces octosporus yFS286
Lineage: Eukaryota; Fungi; Ascomycota; Schizosaccharomycetes; Schizosaccharomycetales; Schizosaccharomycetaceae
Exons: 1
Coding region: 119-1261 (380 amino acids)
Molecular function (GO): protein binding
Source: RefSeq, a predicted model, not a curated record